AUGGUCAAAACGGAAGUGUUGCUUUUUUUGCUAUUGACGUGCUCGUAUUCGUUUUCAACUGUGUUCAACUUCUCGUCAACAACAGCAACAAAAGAGUGCGACAUCGAGAAAUGUAAGAAGAUCAACAAUCAAUGCUUCUGCUCUGACACAAUGGAAUGUUCCAACAAAGAAGACUCCGCGAUGUUCAAAGACUUAGUUUUCGAAUUUUAUCUCCCGCCACGAGCUUUUAUUAACAACCAAGUUAUCAAAUUGAACGUAUCGACCAUAUUCGACUUGUACAGUCCUCCUCCCAAAUUUGCGUUGUAUGUUAAUAACAGUCCAAAACCAUUUGUAAUGUCACUCGACAUUUGGAAUGAUGAAGAAGUCGCAUGUACACAGACAAAAAUGAUUUUACUCAACUCGCUAAGUAACUUUGGAAGUAUUUUGAAUGGAACAAACGAACUCAGGAUAGUGUCGUACUCGAACAUAUUCUGUGUUUCGCGAAUUGAAGUCAAUGUGUCAUAUGACAUACUAAACCCUGUCAUCAAGAAAAUCAAUCCCCCACUUGGACCGACUCAUGGAGGAACGGUCGUUAAUUUAUCUGCAGCAUUUUUAUAUCCCGAAUACGAGUAUAUGUGUUGUUUUGGAACAGACUGUGUAAAUCUCACCAAGUUAACGUUCGGACCGAUUAAUACGGGCUAUGAUUAUGAUGAUAUGGAUGUGUUGGAAAUGACAAACAAAGAGAUAGCAAAUCGUAAUGAUCUUGAAUUUGGAUUUGGUCGUUGUAUCUCACCGAGUGGGUCGAAUGGUUCUGUUGUGUUGAAUGUGAGUUUUGCAGACUUUGAUGUUGAGAGGACAUAUUUGAAUCCAAACAACGCAAGUUUUACUUUUUACAAUUUGAUAAUCAAAGAUAUCGACUUAACUAUCAACGCCGGAGAGUGUUAUGCUGUAGUUGUAGUUGAAGGUGUCGUUUCCUCAGAAACUUCAUUUUGUUUGAUGCGCAGCGAGUCUUCAAAUGAAACGAAAAAAUAUCGCGGGAGUGUGUAUGACGCCAGUGUGUUAUGUCGACUCGAAGGGUUUGAUUUAGAACAGGAAGUAGGUAACGUGUAUAGUUUUUCUGUAACUAUAAAUGGGUUAGAUUAUACUGAUGAAGUUGAUUACACUGUAAAACAACCGGGUGAUGUAUCAAAUGACAAAGGUUUUAUCGUUAUUGUCGUAUUUAUUAUCUUUGGUAUAGUGUUAAUCGUUGUUGUCAUUGGGUUUUUGAUUUAUAACAAAUUGAAGAACAAGACUGAUGAUGAAGAGUAUAUCAGUGCAGAAGAUGUUGUUCUUGGCGAUUUGUUAGGUUCUGGAAGUUAUGGGAAUGUGUAUUCUGCGUUAUGGAGAGGGCAAGAAAUUGCAGUCAAAUUAAUCCCGACGAAGGAUAUGUUACAGGACAAUGUGUUACAGUUUACAAAAGAAGUGCAAUUAAUGAAAAAAUUGAGACACCCAUGUGUCUUACAAUUCUUCGGAAGUGGCACUGAUGCCAAUUAUAUAUUGAUUGCAAUGGAAUUGAUGAGCAGAGGGUCUGCACACACGCUAUUAAUCAACUCACACUUAACAAUGAGUUGGGAUAGACGGCUUCGGAUGUUAAAGGAUGCUGCGAGUGGGAUGUUUUAUCUUCACUCUUCGACACCGCCCAUCAUUCAUAGAGACUUAAAGUCCCACAAUUUGUUGGUUGAUGAGAAUUGGAAGGUCAAAGUGAGUGACUUUGGCUUGAGUAAAACAACGGUUGAAGCGUCCAUGCCCGACGAGAUAUGUGGCACCUUAGCUUGGAUGGCGCCUGAAAUUUUGAUGCGAAAAGGACAGACAACCAAAAGUGAUGUCUACAGUUUUGCGAUAGUUAUGUGGGAGUUUCUUGCACGUAAGGAGCCAUAUCCGGACAUUCCUCGAUUCCACUUGAUAGAGAAAGUCGGCGAGAUAGGGCUCAGACCUGACAUCCCACCCAACAACCACAUCACUUAUUGUGAGUUGAUGCAAAGAUGUUGGGAACAAGAUCCAAAUCUACGACCGGAUUUCUCAGAGAUCAUUCACUUACUUGACGACUUCAUUAAAGAAGAGCCUGAGCAAUCGGUGAUCUCAGACAGCCCAUCUAUUUUUGAAGAAUAA
Messenger RNA from Entamoeba invadens IP1, 2127 nucleotides. RefSeq names its product map3k delta-1 protein kinase, putative. Gene Ontology annotation, molecular function: protein kinase activity; ATP binding. Gene Ontology annotation, biological process: protein phosphorylation. The record is from RefSeq and is a predicted model, not a curated record. The coding region runs from base 1 to 2127 and encodes 708 amino acids. Lineage: Eukaryota; Evosea; Mastigamoebida; Endamoebidae. The transcript has a single exon.